CUUCUCAAUUUGCCGGCCGGUCCGUCUUCUCCAUCAUGGCGACCCUGGCAGAGAAGCUCGAGAAGAUCAAGUCUCCUAAAUUGCAGAACCAGCACCAUACUGCUGUGGUGCUGUCUGCUGUGGAAGACACUCUUCGAGACCAAAAGGCUGAUUUCUCGCCUACUGCGUAUUUCGCUGCACUUCUUGCCCUCCUCGCCCAGUCGCUGUCGGCCUCGCAAGGCAUCGUCAACAAGGAUUUGGCGACCUCUGUCGUCUACCUGCUCGAUACCACAACUACCUACGUGCCCGCUCCCAUCCUCCGUUCCAAGUUCUCUCAGAUUCUCACCAACCUUGCGCCCGCGCUGUCCCUCCCAGAAGUUGAAGCGCCGCUCCUCCGACCGUCUAUUGGCUGCUUGGAAUCGCUCCUGGUCGCCCAGGAUGCGCCCGCGUGGAACCUCCCACACACCCAGAUCGGGCCCCGGCGGGCUAUCGCGGGCCUGCUCAGUCUCGCCGUGGACCACCGUCCGAAAGUGCGCAAGAGGGCCCAGGAUGCCUUGAUCAAGGUCCUCAAGUCCCCCCCGCCUAGCCCCUCACUGGACCAUCCGGCCGCCGAUAUGUGCGCAGAGACUUCCCUGCGAACGUUGGGCGACAGUAUUACCGCGGCCUCGAAGCAGAAGCGCGGCCGCCACGACCCCCACAGUCGAGAUAACAGCGACCCCCUCGUGAUCCAUUCCCUGCAGCUGGUGAAAACAGUGGCCGUUGCGUCGGGCGGCUGGCCAAGCAAGAAGAUCGAACCGCUCUGCGAGUUGCUCAUGAAUGCUUCUCGCUCGAGCAACGAAUACAUCACCAUGGGCGCCUUUGAGGUCUUUGAGGUGAUUUUCUCCAGCAUGGCUAAUGAAUUUUCUUCGUCGAAACUUCCCCGUCUUCUCGAGGCGAUUUCCGAAUUGAAACCCGCGCAGAAUGAUUCUCAGCUGCUUCCCCCCUGGAUUGCGGUUUUGUCUCGUGGCUAUGAUGUUUCCGCGCAGAUUAGCCCCGAAGAUACCUUUGAGAAGCUGCCCGACCUGUUCAACAUGAUUUCCGGUUACUUGGCGUCCCCGUCGAGUAACAUUCGAGUGUCCGCUUCGGAAUGUCUGGUUUCGUUUGUCGCCAACUGUAUUCCGGACAGUGUCAUCAUUGAACCCUCGGUGUAUGAUGAGAAGACUUUGGAGAAGCUUGCAAAGGCGACCAAGGAUCUGCUUUCGGUCAAGUACCAAGCGGCGUGGUCCGAAGUGUUCAAUGUCUGUGCGGCGAUGUUUGAAAGCUUCAAGUGGCGAUCAAGCCCGUUCUUGGAUGAUAUCGUCCGCACCAUCGGUGAGCUUCGCAGCAACGAUUCCUUCCAGGGAAAGAAAGAAGCAGACAAUGUUCUUGGUAGCGCGGUGGAGGCUAUGGGCCCCGAAGCUGUUCUCGAAAUCUUACCUUUGAACCUCAUUCAGCAGAAACCCGGUCAACCCGGUCGUGUCUGGUUGCUCCCUAUUCUGCGCGACAGCGUCACCAACACCAAUCUUGGCCAUUUCCGCUCGGAAUUUGUGCCCCUUAGCGAGGCCCUAUAUCAGAAGAUCAUGGACUUUACCUCUGCGGAGAAAUCCGUCGAGGUGAAGAUCUUUGAGACCCUGGUUCAGCAGACCUGGGCCAUCCUUCCCGGUUACUGCGAGCUGCCCCUGGAUCUUGUCGAAUCCUUUGAUCAGAGCUUCGCGGAGCUUCUGUCGAAUAUCCUCUACAAACAGACAGACUUGCGAGUGGACAUCUGCAGAGCGUUGCAGAACCUCGUAGAGUCCAACCAGGCCAUCCUGUCUGUUGAGAAGGCGGAAGAUGAUCUGAUCUUGCAGCGUCGGAUUACCAAGGCCGCUGCGAAGAAGAACAUUGCCCAUUUGGCUAGCUUUGCUAGCAACCUUCUGGCGGUGCUAUUCAAUGUGUACAGUCAGACACUGCCUCACUACAGAGGUUACAUCCUGCAGUGUAUUAAUGCCUACCUGAGCAUCACUCCUGAGAAGGAACUGAACGACACAUUCACCCGGGUAACUUCUAUGUUGGAGUCAUCUGUUGUUUCCGAGCAGGAAGCCGCCAAGCAGGGCAACCAGUCCACCGGCUCUGGAGACAAGAUGCCCCCAACCUCGCAUACACUUAUCGACUUGGUGAUUGCUAUGUCGAUCUAUCUUCCUCGCUCGAGCUUCGCAAGCCUCUUUGCUAUGGCGGCAGCGAUCCUGAAUGGCAGUACCAACGACCAGCAGCUUAUUAAGAAAGCCUACAAGCUGAUCCCGCGCUUGGCUUCGACAGAAACUGGAGUUUCCGCGCUACGUGAGCGGAAUGCUGAGCUCCAGGGCCUUAUGCUUUCUACCUCUGACAAAACCCCUGCCUCCGCGCGUCGGGACCGCAUGCUCGCCAUCCACGAACUCGUCACUUACCUCCCAACCUCUGAUCUGCAUUUCAUUCCUUCCAUCCUCUCCGAGGUCGUGCUGGGCUGCAAGGAGAGUAACGAAAAGGCUCGAACGGCUUCCUUCGACCUGCUCAUCCACCUUGCAAAGAGAACCGUUGAUCCUGAGCUAAAUCCCGCGGGCACCAUGAUCCGCAACUCGCUCGUGCCUCACAUGCCCGAUAACGCACCCGAGGCCCCCGCAACAAUCGAGGAGUUUUUCACCAUGGUGUCUGCUGGUUUGGCUGGCAGUUCUCCUCACAUGGUUGCUGCGUCCGUGACUGCGCUUUCACGGCUGUUCUUCGACUUCCACCAGGACCUCCAGCCUGCUAUGCGCUCGGAUCUCGUCCAAACGGUGGAACUGUUCCUCACCAGCAACAACCGCGAGAUCGUCCGUUCUGUCCUCGGUUUCGUUAAGGUCGCUGUUGUCGUGCUACCGGAUGACAUGCUCCGCCCCCGUCUCAACACCCUCGUUCCCAACCUCAUGGUAUGGAGCAAGGAACACAAGGGCCGCCUCCGUAGUAAGGUCAAGGGUAUCCUGGACCGACUCAUCCGACGUUUCGGCGCCGCUCCGCUCGAGGAAUUCGUUGGCGAAGCGGACCGCAAACUCGUCGUCAACAUCCGCAAACAGCGCGAGCGCCGCAAGAAGAAGAGGAAGGAAGGUGAGCAGGGCGAAGACGACGACGAGGAUGACGAGGCCGCUGGUGCCAGUGCCAGUGCCGGAGCCGACAAGACCGGCAAAUCCUUCAGCAACGCCUUCGACAAGGCCGUCUACGACUCUGAUUUCUCCGACUCCGAUGAUGACGCUAGUGAGAUCGACGUCGACGAAGACGGCGUUACCCACGCCCACUCUCAGAAGGGCGGCCGCAAAUUCCGCCACAAGGGCAAGCAAAGCGAGCAGUACAUCCGCGAACUCUCACCGGAAGAUAACCCCCUGGAUCUGCUGGCUCCCGACGCCCUCGCCAACAUCUCCACCACCAAGCCUAGCGUGCGGUUCCUCAACACCGGUCCCGGGUCGUCCCGUCGCAAGCGAGCCGCCAAGGUUGGUCCCGACGGCCGCCUGAUCCUCGGCGGCGGCGACGACACCGAAGCCGCGGACGUGGAAAUGUCGGGGAAUCUCGAGGCAGCCAAUGACGCCGGCGAGAGCGGCAUCAACGCCUACGUCCAGGCCGUCAGUGGACCGGACGCGGUCCGUCGCGGCCAGCGUGGCAAGCUGCGGAUGGCGCAAUCGCAGAAGAAGAAGUCGCAGCGCGGAGACGACAUGGACAUGGACGUGGACGAUAACAACAACAACAAUAACAACAACAACAACAACAACAACAACAACAACAGGCAGUCCUCGUCCUUUGCUGGUUCCGGCGCCAGGAGAGGCAGUGGCCCCAACCAACCGGGCCGUCGUGGACUCGGCAUGCCCAAGACACACGGACCCAGCGGCGUCCAGAAACGGAGAGACAUCCGCGGCAAGCAAAGCGGAAGGGGGGGGAUUCGCGUCGGAAGACGCAGGUAA
This is a messenger RNA of Aspergillus ochraceoroseus IBT 24754, 3935 nucleotides long. Its product is annotated as mRNA-binding protein RRP12. The record is from RefSeq and is a predicted model, not a curated record. The coding region runs from base 36 to 3935 and encodes 1299 amino acids. NCBI's taxonomy places the organism in Eukaryota, Fungi, Ascomycota, Eurotiomycetes, Eurotiales, Aspergillaceae. The transcript has 3 exons.